Morchella importuna is the source of this 315-nucleotide messenger RNA. RefSeq lists its product as uncharacterized. The record is from RefSeq and is a predicted model, not a curated record. The coding region runs from base 1 to 315 and encodes 104 amino acids. The transcript has 3 exons. NCBI's taxonomy places the organism in Eukaryota, Fungi, Ascomycota, Pezizomycetes, Pezizales, Morchellaceae.
AUGUCCUCCCGCAAGCUUGCCGGUGAUGAUAACCCAAUCCACAGGGCCGCUGACAAGGUUGGCGAGAAGAUGCCUUCCGAUGCAAAGAACCCUUCGAUCCUUUCAUCAGGCGGUGCAAUCGGAAAGCAGUUCAAUCCCGAUGGGGCCAUUGGUCAGAUUGGCGAGAAGAUUGGAGGUCCCUUCUCCUCCAAGGGAGCCAUCGGAAGCCAAUUUGAUGCUGCACAGGGCGGAAUUGCUGGAACCGUUGAAAGAGCAGUUGACGGCCCAAGUCAGCAGGGGCAGGGCACACCUGGGAAGAACAAUGGAAAAAAGUAA